AUGGACACACGAGGAAGCGAUUACAGCUACAAUGACGGCUACGAAGAUGACGUCCCCCUGCACCGCAAGCAAGCCUUCGGCUCCGGUAUCAAGCGCAAGAGGGUCGAGUUUGUCAGGGCCAAGGAUGAUGACGAGUCAGCCGUAGGAGCGUCUCAGAAACGCGGGAACGCCUCGGCCAUGGGCGACUUGUAUGCCAGUAUUGUCCUGGGCAGCAGCAGCAGCAGCAGCAGCCGAAGCAGCGGCAGCAGCAAGACGAAACCGGACCAGGCUGCUUCCACUGCGCGUAUGGGUGAUGACUCAGAGUCUCGGGAAGCAGUGCCAGCAGCACCACCAUCGUCGUCGUCGGAAGAGCACGGAAACGAACAGGAGGCCAUCUGCACCAUCUGCUCGCUAUCCAUAACAGGCUCCGUGGCCCGGCACAACGCCUCGCUAGCCCACCAGGCCAGCUUGGAGCACUCGCACCCCCCGUCAGCUCUUGAUCGAUCACGCAUGGGACUGCGAGCACUCAAGGCGCAGGGGUGGGACCCGGAUGCCCGGAGGGGGCUGGGUAGAGAAGGCGAAGGUGUGCGAUACCCCAUCAAGACGGCGGCCAAGGAGGACACGCUGGGUAUCGGAGCCGUGAUUCCGCCACCUGGGGCAGGGUCGGCCGGGAAGAAGGAGCAAGCUCGGCCGCCGGCAAGACCGAUGGGGGCAAAGGAGAUGAGACGCCUCGCUGAGGAGGAGAGGAGGAGAGGCGAAGACCUGCACCGGGAGCUGUAUGGGAGGGUCGACGUGGAGCGCUACCUCAGAGGAGAUGGUGGUGGCAGCAGUGGCUUGACAUGA
Molecule: messenger RNA, 822 nt
Organism: Geosmithia morbida
Lineage: Eukaryota; Fungi; Ascomycota; Sordariomycetes; Hypocreales; Bionectriaceae
Product: G-patch domain
Exons: 1
Coding region: 1-822 (273 amino acids)
Molecular function (GO): nucleic acid binding
Source: RefSeq, a predicted model, not a curated record